Molecule: messenger RNA, 2475 nt
Organism: Ceratotherium simum simum (southern white rhinoceros)
Lineage: Eukaryota; Metazoa; Chordata; Mammalia; Perissodactyla; Rhinocerotidae
Source: RefSeq, a predicted model, not a curated record
CCAGAAGAUCUGAGCGUUGCUGAAUCUCGUGUGGACAAGCCAGCCGCCGAGGCCAGGACUGUCUUGCGGAUGGCUGAGAGUCCUCUCGGGCCUGGAGAUUCCAAAAAGAUUUCAUCACCAGGAGGUUUUUCGGGACGUUAUCAAACCACUCAUUUUCGUGGCUGCCUCCUGGUGAUGAUGGCCGCAUGAGCAUCCACCAUGGCCAACCGGAAGCAUCAGAGUACCGUGAGCAGCAUGCUGGACCACAGGGCGAGGCCGGGCCCUGUCCCCCAUGGCCAGGGGCCCGAAAGUGAGGAUGUGGAGCUGCCCCUGGAGGAGUACAUGCCCAAGGGCCUGGAGCUGGCUGCCCUGCGGCCGGAGAGCCCCACGCCUGCAGAGCAGGGGUGCCACGAUCACAGCCCCGAUGGGGACUCCAGCUCCGACUAUGUGAAUAACACCUCUGAGGAGGAGGACUACGAUGAGGGCCUCCCUGAGGAGGAGGAGGGCAUCACUUACUACAUCCGCUACUGCCCCGAGGAUGACAGCUACCUGGAGGGCAUGGACUGCAAUGGGGAGGGGUACUCGGCCCAUGGCACGCGCCACCUGGAGACAGACGAGUGCCAGGAGGCGGUGGAGGAGUGGACGGACUCGGCAGGCCCGCACCCGCACGGCCAUGGGGACGAAGGCAGCCCGGACUACCAGGAUGGCCACCUCCCCAUCCCGGAGGAUGAGGCUUCCGUCCUGGAGGCCCAGGACCAGGAAGAAGGCAUCCACUACUGUCCCAGUGAAGAGGGCUACCAGGAUUACUACCCCACAGAGGCCAACGGGAACGCAGGCACUACUUCCCCCUAUCGCCCGAGGCGUGGGGAUGGGGACCUGGAGGACCAGGAGGAGGACAUCGACCAGAUCGUGGCUGAAAUCAAGAUGAGCUUGAGUAUGACCAGCAUCACCAGUGCGGGCGAGGCCAGCCCCGAGCACGCACUGGUGCGGGGGCCUGAGCCGGGGCCUGGGGACUCCACAGAGGCCUGCCCACCCGGCGAGGCCAGCCACAGCCCCAGCAGACACGAGGGAAGGCCCAAGUCGCUGAACCUCCCUCCUGAGGCCAAGCACCCCGGAGACCCCCAAAGAGGCUUCAAGACCAAGACUAGGACUCCAGAGGAGAGGCCAAAGUGGCCCCAAGAGCAGGUUUGCAAUGGUUUGGAACAGCCGCGGAAGCAGCAGCGCUCUGAUCUCAAUGGACCCGUUGACAAUAACAACACCCCGGAGACAAAGAAGGUGGCGUCAUUUCCAAGUUUUGUGGCUGUUCCAGGGCCCUGUGAACCAGAAGACCUCAUCGAUGGGAUCAUCUUUGCUGCCAACUACCUGGGGUCCACCCAGCUGCUCUCAGAACGGAACCCUUCCAAAAACAUCAGAAUGAUGCAGGCGCAGGAGGCCGUCAGCCGGGUCAAGAGGAUGCAAAAGGCUGCUAAAAUCAAGAAAAAAGCGAAUUCUGAGGGGGACGCCCAGACUCUGACCGAAGUGGAUCUCUUCAUCUCCACUCAGAGGAUCAAGGUGUUAAAUGCGGACACACAGGAAACCAUGAUGGACCACGCCUUGCGCACCAUCUCCUACAUUGCGGACAUUGGGAACAUCGUGGUGCUGAUGGCCAGGCGCCGCAUGCCCCGGUCGGCCUCUCAAGACUGCAUCGAGACCACCCCCGGGGCCCAGGAGGGGAAGAAGCAGUAUAAGAUGAUCUGCCACGUGUUCGAGUCCGAGGACGCCCAGCUCAUCGCCCAGUCCAUCGGCCAGGCCUUCAGCGUGGCCUACCAGGAGUUCCUGCGGGCCAACGGCAUCAACCCCGAAGACCUGAGCCAGAAGGAGUACAGCGACAUCAUCAACACCCAGGAGAUGUACAACGACGACCUCAUCCACUUCUCCAACUCAGAGAACUGCAAGGAGCUGCAGCUGGAGAAGCACAAGGGCGAGAUCCUGGGCGUGGUGGUGGUAGAGUCAGGCUGGGGCUCCAUCCUGCCCACGGUGAUCCUGGCGAACAUGAUGAACGGCGGCCCGGCUGCCCGCUCAGGAAAGCUGAGCAUCGGAGACCAGAUCAUGUCCAUCAAUGGCACCAGCCUGGUGGGGCUGCCCCUCGCCACCUGUCAGGGCAUCAUCAAGGGUCUCAAGAACCAGACGCAGGUGAAGCUCAACAUCGUCAGCUGUCCGCCGGUUACCACGGUCCUCAUCAAGCGGCCUGACCUCAAGUACCAGCUGGGCUUCAGCGUGCAGAACGGAAUCAUCUGCAGCCUCAUGCGAGGGGGCAUCGCGGAGCGAGGCGGUGUCCGUGUGGGCCACCGCAUCAUCGAGAUCAACGGGCAGAGCGUGGUGGCCACAGCCCACGAGAAGAUAGUCCAGGCUCUGUCCAACUCUGUCGGGGAGAUCCACAUGAAGACCAUGCCCGCCGCCAUGUUCAGGCUCCUCACGGGCCAGGAGACCCCGCUGUACAUCUAGGCCGCCAGCCUG